Molecule: messenger RNA, 2620 nt
Organism: Rhipicephalus sanguineus (brown dog tick)
Lineage: Eukaryota; Metazoa; Arthropoda; Arachnida; Ixodida; Ixodidae
Product: dehydrogenase/reductase SDR family member 12
Exons: 9
Coding region: 175-1146 (323 amino acids)
Source: RefSeq, a predicted model, not a curated record
UAAUCUGGCUACCGUGAGCCUGGCUUAAAGCCGUCUGCUGUUGGACGGAUGGUGGUCGUGGUGGCAGUGGUGGUUCGGAGAUACGCAUCUCUCGAGACGAGCGUAGUUUGCUGCGUCUCUGCAACUGUCGCUUAGCGCCGACGUAUUUUAAUCAAGAGUUAAUUGCAGUAAACUAUGACGUCUCUCUACAGGAACGUAUUCUGGUUUGCGAAGGGCAUGAAAGAGUACAGCAGGAGCGGGUUUCGGUCCGCUUGCCGAUCCUUCAACCUCCCCGACUUGGACGUCGAUUGCGCCGGUAAAGUUUUCAUGAUUACCGGCGCCACGGGCACGCUUGGAAAGGUUGUUGCUAUCCAACUUGCACAGAAAGGUGGCACAGUGCACCUCGUGUGCAGAGAUGAAGAGAAGGCAGAAGCUUUGAAGAAAACAAUCACUGACAUAACAGAAAAUGAGGAAUCUGUUGUUGUGCACAUCUUCGAUAUGUCUCGCCCCCAGGAUGUCCUCAGUUUUGCCAAAAAAUUUAAACAGAACUACGGAAUCUUACAUGUUCUGGUGAAUUGUGCUUCAACAAUCACACAAAACCGGGAAAUUGGGGAGGACGGUCUUGAGAAAACCUUCGCUACGAACACACUUGGUGUCCACAUCCUGAUUACCAACCUCAUUCCUUUGUUGAACCGGAGCUGUGAGCCACGGGUGGUGCUGGUCACCUGUGGGACCCUAUUGAUGCAGCGGCUGGACCCAGUGGACCUUCAGUUUGAGUGCAUGUUCCCCUUCAAUGGGUUGGCAGCCUUCACACAGACGAAACGUCACCAGGCCGUGUUGGUGGAACACUAUGCUGAGACUUAUCCAGGCAUCCACUUCUCAGCCAUGCACCCAGGCUGGCUUGAACCCCAGGGGGUCAAGGAUGCUGUUCCGAAACUGCUGCGUAAGGUCUCUGUGCGGUGCCGGUCGGUAGAGGAAGCGGCAGACACAAUUUUGUGGCUAGCCAUCUCACAGGCGGCUCUCAAGCACUCAAGUGGCAUGUUCUUUCAAGAUAGGAAGACAACUUGUCCCCACAUUCCCUUUGGCAAGACAAAGACAAGCCUGGAUGACGAGAAGUUCUUCAUGAGGAACUUGGAGGACUUUGUUAACAAGCUUGGGCUCUCUUAGCCUCUACACCAUAAGCAACAGCAAAAAGCUAUAUGCCUGUAACCGCUUUGGCAGCUUUGGUGCCCCGUCUUACUUGGGCACACUAUCAUGUGCUCAAGGAUGUCCCUGGCUAGUUUUUGUUGCAGAAUGUUACUGUGUAGGUGCAGUUUUCAUGUUCCAGAAAUUUGUGUACCUGGUGUAAUGUGUUGAAAUUUCUGUGCAUUUUGUGCAAGUUUUCAGUGCUUUAAGAGCUGCGUGUGCAUGAAAUAUUGUUGAUCGAUGUUUGUAUUCAAAAGGUAAAACUGCAUACAUUGUACACUGUGUGAUCCCAGUAGAAGCAUUUGGUAGUUUGUGAUGCAAGCAGUUAAAGUGAAAGCAAGUCAGCCAAUGUUUCCACCAUUUGUGUACUUGUGUGCUUCAAAUAUGUUCAUGAAAAAAUCCGUAAACAGGGGGUGGGUGCUCGAGCCGACGUUUCGACAAGUGGACUUGUCUUCUUUAAGGCUGGAAGUUCAAGGCUAGAACUUGAAGGCCGUUCCAGCCUUGAAGAAGACAAAUCCACUCGUCAAAACGUCGGCUCGAGCACCCACUCCGUUUACGGAUUAUUUCAUCGCAAGCUUCUAUCUUCCCCUUCCUGCCGUUUUUUAAAUAUGUUCAUGUAAUUUAAGUGAUGGGCAUCAACAUGUUGAACCUUCGAACGGCUACAAUGCUCCCGACAUGAAAGCUAAGCGGAAAAAGCAAUUUAAGUGAUACUGUUAUUUUUUUCCCUAUGCUUUAGCAGCUCAGCUAAAAAUGAGCUGCUGUGUUCAUACUAUUCUAUAAAGGUAUAAGUACUCAGAAUUUUGCGUCGAGCAAGUAUAUUAAGAUGCUAUGCGAGCGCCUACUUUGGUUACAGCUGUGUUCCAAGACUUUCUCUAAACAGCAAUUAUUCAAAUGCUCAGUGUAUUUAUAGACAUAUUUAUUUAUUGGUGACAAAGCCCACUAUUUGUGACGUUAUGUUUCUAAAGGCUACAGUUUGAACGUGUCUGUGUGAAUGUGUCCAUGUUUGGUGCCCAGUGUAUGCAAAUGUGCCGAUGUUGCUGUGUGUGCUGUUUCCUCUCUUAUACUCUGGUCACAACAAUUUUUGUCAGAAAAAAAUGCAUUGCUACCACUGAAGGACUCUGCAGUCUUUAUGAACUGCAAUGAAGGGGUAGCACUUCUGUGUAAACCUGUGCUAUAUGGCAUUGCACAAAUGAGAAUGAUUGUCACAACAUAUGAUAUGUAUUUUUGUAUGACACUAUUACCCCGCAGCUUGCCUCCAGUCAAUGCCAGUGCGAAUUUUUUCAUAGUCAUCAAAAAUAUACAAAGAUGAUGAAAAAUGCGCCAACCAAAUCUGGCUAUGGCAAACUGGCAGCACUUUGUAUAUAACAUGCAGCCAGUGUUGAAAGUGUGAGUAAAUGGUUGUUUGAAAUGCCUUUUGUACGUGAUGAGAUUUGUAUUUAACAGUGAAUAAAAUAAA